AUGUCACCUCUGGAAUGUUCUGAGUGUUUUGGUGACCAACUUCUGCAUAGGACCUAUACCUGGCAUCUAACAUUGCACUCGAGGCCACAUUUUACAAGAAAAAAAGAUACCAGAUCUGAAAGCCUAGACAUUCCAAUCAAUGUGGUGCUGCCUCAGAACCGCUUCUCGUCGGUGCCCCUGGACCCCAUGGAGCGCCCCACGUCCCAGGCGGACCUCGAGCUGGACUACAACCCUCCGCGCGUGCAGCUCAGCGACGAGAUGUUCGUGUUCCAGGACGGGCGCUGGGUGAACGAGAACUGUCGCCUGCAGUCGCCACACUUCUCGCCCUCGUCGUCCUUCCACCACAAGCUGCACCACAAGAGGCUGGCCAAGGAGCACCUGCUGCAGGAGGAGAACAAGUCCCUGCGCGACGAGAACCGCGCGCUGCGCGACGAGAACCGCGCGCUGCGCAAGGAGAACAAGAUCCUGCAGGUGCUGUGGGAGGAGCGCUGGAUGCUGCGGGAGAUGAACCAGGCGCUGCAGGCGCUGCGGGACGAGAACCGGCUGCUGCAGGAGGAGAACCGCGCCCUGCACGCGCUGCGCCAGGAGCACCGGCUGUGCCAGGAGGACAAGGCGCUCUGGGAGAACAACAAGCUCCGGCUGCAGCAGAAGCUGGUCAUCGACACGGUGACCGAGGUCACCGCCCGCAUGGAGAUGCUCAUCGAGGAGCUCUACGCCUUCAUGCCCGCCAAGAACAAGGACCUCAAGAAGCCCAGCAGGGUCUGA
Molecule: messenger RNA, 765 nt
Organism: Pteropus alecto (black flying fox)
Lineage: Eukaryota; Metazoa; Chordata; Mammalia; Chiroptera; Pteropodidae
Gene: CBY2
Product: spermatid associated
Exons: 4
Coding region: 1-765 (254 amino acids)
Source: RefSeq, a predicted model, not a curated record